Molecule: messenger RNA, 303 nt
Organism: Striga asiatica
Lineage: Eukaryota; Viridiplantae; Streptophyta; Magnoliopsida; Lamiales; Orobanchaceae
Source: the annotation of a GenBank genome assembly
AUGAAUGAGAGACUACGAAUGCGGCUUGCAACUCCUACUCGAGCUUCUGAACUUAUAUCAUACCCUUGCCUUGGCUUAGGUCCUUUUGAUAGACUUUCCGCAGCUCAGUACUGCAGAUCGUUGACGCUAAAAGCUCCUUGUGACAACUUUACUUACUGCUUUCAUCCCGAGAGUACUGGAAAGCGAACCUGUCAAGCAAGUGAAGUGAUCCGUCAGGGGGAAUCCGGGGAUAGCAUUUUCUCUGCCCUUACUGAGUGCCUUUAUCGAGCUUUAGCUAUGGGAAAUCCCAGUCUACGGGCUUAG